AUGAUCCUCUCCCUAGCUGCAGCUAUGAGCAGCGGCGGCAUCCCCCAGAACACUACUUCCUCCUCGACCUUUGACCCCUCGUCCCUGGACCCCUGGCUUGACCCCUACCCUGACCCCUACCCUGACCUCCCCGGGGUUAACGCCUCCUCCUCCGCCGUCCCCGGCCGCACCUAUAACUCCGACCUUGACUUACGACCUCUGACCUCACAACAGGAUGUCAGCCCAUGGGAUGUGGCGUUAUGUGUCACGGGUACCCUCAUCGCCUGCGAGAACACUCUGGUCAUCGCCGUCCUCUUCUACACACCGACCCUCCGAGCCCCGAUGUUCAUCCUGAUUGGCUCGCUGGCAUUCGCCGACCUCCUGGCGGGUCUCGGUCUCAUCCUGAACUUUGUGUUCACCUAUCUUGUCGAGGGAGAGGUCGUGACCUUGGUUGCCACAGGGAUACUCAUCGCGGCGUUCUCGGCGUCCAUCUUGAACAUCCUGGCGAUCACCGUGGACAGGUACCUGUCGCUGUACAACGCGUUGACCUACCACACGGAGCGGACUGUCCUCUUCACAUACCUGGUGGUAGGGGUCAUCUGGUUGGUGUGUCUGGUCCUCGGCGUCCUCCCUGCGCUCGGGUGGAACUGCCUAGAUGACCAAUCAACGUGCUCAGUCUGUCGACCAGUCACCAAAUCCAACGCAGUCGCCCUCGCCGUCUUCUUCCUACUGGUUUUCGCGUUGAUGAUGCAACUCUACCUACAGAUCUGUCGGAUCGCGUUCCGUCACGCUCAGCAAAUCGCAGUCCAGCAUCAGUUCCUCGCUAUUUCCACGACCAAAGGAGUCCAGACGCUCUCCGUGAUUCUCUGUGCCUUCGCCAUGUGUUGGCUACCAUUUGCUAUGUAUUGUAUCGUGGCGGAUUCGAGCUAUCCUAUCAUAUAUACAUACACUACGGUGCUGCUGGCGGCGUGUAAUUCAGUCAUAAAUCCUAUUAUAUAUGCGUUCAGGAACCCGGAUAUACAGAAGGGGCUGUGGUUGGCGUGUUGUGGAUGUGUCCCGUCAAAUCUGAGUCUGAGACCUCGAGCCAGAACCUCCAGUAAUGUAUAGGGAACCUGGACAUACAGAAUUGUUUAUGGCUACGACCCCUCCAACCUCUCCCUCCGGCCCUGGACCUCCAGCAACGUAUAGGGAGGGGGUGUAGCGGCGUAUAGAAGGGGUGCAGGGUGAAUGACGGUAUUGGAGAAGGUGUGGGUGUACGCCCCUAGCUCUGUGACCCAGGGCCUCCAGCAAACCUGGACAUCCAGAAGAGACUGUGGUGGUGACAUCACGGGGCAAGGUGAUGACCCCCCUCCUAGGACCUCCGGUGAGGGGGUAAGCUUUAGGGAGAGGAUUCAGUGAGGUCAAAGGUGACCCCCAAGGCAAGAGGGAGGGUGUGUGGUGUGGUGACGUGGCAAAGUCACCCCCUUCCCACCAUUUCAACAGAGUCUAGAGCAGUGUUGCAGGGGCAGAUGUGGCUCUCCAAGGAUGACUGGACUGAGAAAGUCUGGGAUGGUUUGCCCUGGGCCUGGGCUAUACUGUAACCCACUGGAUAGAAGUGGUGGUUCAGAUCUGUGACUGUGUGGGGCUGAGGUUAAACGCUUUACAAUGCUGCUUCAGUGGGGGAUCAUAGGCCUCUAAAAGGCUACUCGUUCAGAGGGUGAGCACGAGUAGUACAGCCUAAGGAGAGGCCUCAAUGAUAGAUGAGCUAACUUACAAUGAGCUAACUUACUUAUGAUGAGCUAACUUACUUAUGAUGAGCUAACUUACUUAUGAUGAGCUAACUUACAAUGAGCUAACUUACUUAUGAUGAGCUAACUUAUUUAUGAUGAGCUAACUUACUUAUAAUGAGCUAACUUACUUAUGAUGAGCUAACUUACUUAUGAUGAGCUAACUUACAAUGAGCUAACUUACUUAUGAUGAGCUAACUUACAAUGAGCUAACUUACUUAUGAUGAGCUAACUUACAAUGAGCUAACUUACUUAUGAUGAGCUAACUUACAAUGAGCUAACUAGCCAACAAUGGUAAUGUGUGUUAGGUGAGAAUACUACGACCUUGAGGUUUUCACUGAAGUCUUUGAGACAUCAUUCAAAACCUUAUAAACUAUCAUGCCACAAUGAUCUUGUUGCUGAUGGCUAAAGCCCUUGGUAGAACACGCAUAACAGACAGACAGACAGACAAACACACAAAGCCAAUAUAAAGUCUAAUUCAUGGUUACCCUUGGAGGAAAAAAAAACAUAAUUUUUUUUAGAAAAGCCCACAAGCCCCUAAAAGUUUCCCUGUUAUUACCAAUGCCUCUGAUAUGGUUCCAGGGCUUUAGGAAACUUAGACUUUAUCUUAGAGAAAUGGCUACAACUGAAUGUUAUCUAAUGGAAAUGUUAUUACCAAUGCUAUCAACAAAAAACUAACAGUUUUAGAGCUACUAAAGCAAUCUGCUGUAUGUUGCCGACCUACAGUCAUGAGGUAUAGUCCCCUGUA
Molecule: messenger RNA, 2493 nt
Organism: Coregonus clupeaformis (lake whitefish)
Lineage: Eukaryota; Metazoa; Chordata; Actinopteri; Salmoniformes; Salmonidae
Product: G-protein coupled receptor 12-like
Exons: 3
Coding region: 1-1086 (361 amino acids)
Biological process (GO): G protein-coupled receptor signaling pathway
Cellular component (GO): membrane
Molecular function (GO): G protein-coupled receptor activity
Source: RefSeq, a predicted model, not a curated record